AUGGUCCCGAACCUGAUGGUGCUUGCGUUGACCAGCGCCAUAGCCAGCAACACAAUUAGCCAAGCACGUGCUAGCUGGGAAAGUGAGCUAAUGCACAUGGACACAGGAGUACGCGAGGUUUCAGAACGUAGGGACAGAGAGCGAAAGAGAGAGACCGAUUUCUACGUUUCAUUAAGUCCCUCUUUUAUACCUGAUUUCUCUCUCAUAGCUAGGUCUCUCGGGCCUGGCUACAACCCAACGCGAAGCGGCACCGGCCAAUCGGAUGUCUUUGACGUUUGCCAGAUGCCGAGGGUCAACACCAAACUCUCCCUUAAGGGGAAGACGGCGUGUGGCGCAAUGUUCUUUAGGUUCGAUUUCCUCGAUGAUGAUGAACGAAGAAGAGACAAAACUCAUCCGAAGCCCGAUAUUGCUUUGCUUCCGGCGACGAAUGAGCUAGCCGUCUCUUGCGCCACAUGUCUUCUCCCCAAAAUCCCGUCCACUGAUGGUUGCCUCGCUGGCGGAACUGCGUCAUCCACCCCCAGAAUCCAGCAUCCAUCUUCCAAAGGUGUUGCAGUAACACCCGGAGAACAAUCUCAUUAUAGGAUGCCGCGCUCAUCCGCCGCAUGUGAGACAUGUAAAGCGUUAAAGUGCGCGAGGAGAAUCACGGAUAAGAUCAAGAAGAAGUAUGCUGGGUGGCUACUAGCUCAAUCCACGUGCGAAUGUUGGCUAACCUUCGUCAGAUCUGUCGUUGAAAGAGCCAGACUACCUGUAACCGUGAUGACAUCGCCUCCAACACAGGCGCCAUCGACUCCAAAAGACUCCAUGCCCUCAGUUGACGACAGAACCUAUAUGAACCUGCUUGUAGAGCCUGGCAUCUUCCGCGAACCAGUCACCGCUACCCACCGACUUGCAUACCUCGGCGAGUCCUGCAGCAUUGGCUUACUAGGACAUGAGAGCUUCCCUGAACAAUUAGGGUAUUCUUCUGCAACCAACAGUAUCCCUAUCAGCAACAGACUUGAGAAGUUGGACAGAAUCGAAGUCGAAAUCCUGAUUCGGAAAGGAGCUUUGAUGUUGCCACCAAAGUCUCUCUGCGAUGACCUUGUCGAUUCAUAUUUUGAAUGGAUGCACCCCGUCGUUCCUAUCCUGAAUAAAGCGCGCUUUAUGAGACAGUAUUGCGAUCGUAAUAACCCGCCGUCACUUCUCCUUCUCCAGGCCGUCAUCUUGGCCGCAUCACGCGUAUCAAACAAUCCGUUAUUGACAGACUCGAAUGGAUCUACAGUCCCUGCAUCAUGUACUUUUUACAAAAGAGCCAGGGCGCUUUACGAUGCCAAUUUUGAAACUGAUCGAGUGACUGUCGUACAGUCACUGAUCCUAAUUGGAUGGCACUGGGAUGGUGCAGAUCAUGUCGUAAAAAACAUGUACUAUUGGGGUCGCGUGGCGAUUAUUGUUGCUCAAGAUACAGGUAUGCAUCGAAGCGUUCAAGCAUCGCGCCUGAGCAAUGCCGACAAGAAGCUGUGGAAACGGAUUUGGUGGACGCUAGUUACUCGCGACCGUUCAAUUGCUGUUGCCUUUGGGCGUCCGCUUAUGAUAAACCUGGACGAUUGCGACGUCGAGACUCUGCAGCACGAUGAUUUCAUCGACGAGGACGAAGACUACGAGAGAUUUGCUGUCCACACCUACACGCCCGAUCCGGUCCACGUACACUUCUUCCUGCGGUAUGUCGAGUUAUCGAAGAUCAUGGGCCGAAUUCAGUCGUCGCUAUAUUCAACACUGCCUACAGGUCAACAGAACAUGCCCGAGGUGCUUCGCAUAGACAGAUGUCUCGCCGACUGGCUCCAGAAUUGUCCCGACAUUUUGCUCUGGCCUAGGCACCGACAGAACUUUUGGGCGUCACUCAUUCACCUAAACUAUUACACCGCAGUAUGCAUGGUUCAUAGAUUUCCCUUGUCCACCGGCAGCUCAGAGACCAAGCUUCACAAUUCUCGGAACCACCCUUCCAGGGAGAUGGCAUUCCACGCUGCGGCAAUGAUAUCAUUGAUUGUCAAGGACCUGGCGGAGCAAGACCAUCUACGGCACUGCCCUGCUUACAUUGUACAUACGCUAUUCUCGGCAUUCGUCAUGCACCUAUAUCAGAUGAGGUCACCGGAAUUAUGUGUCAGACGAGCCGCACAAGACCGGCUGCACAGCUGCAUGCAGGUGACCAGGAAAAUUUCACACGUUUGGUUGAUGGGCAAGAUGGUAUACAGGGUUCUUGAGUUUGUUGUUGACAACAGACUUUUCGAAGAGCAUUUUCGGAAAAGCAAGGACAUCUAG
Messenger RNA from Metarhizium acridum CQMa 102, 2292 nucleotides. NCBI's taxonomy places the organism in Eukaryota, Fungi, Ascomycota, Sordariomycetes, Hypocreales, Clavicipitaceae. The record is from RefSeq and is a predicted model, not a curated record.